Molecule: messenger RNA, 1194 nt
Organism: Knipowitschia caucasica
Lineage: Eukaryota; Metazoa; Chordata; Actinopteri; Gobiiformes; Gobiidae
Source: the annotation of a GenBank genome assembly
AUGAAAGAGUUUGUCACCAGUGUGGUGUCCUGCUGUCCUGCAGAGCUAAAGCAUGAAGUCAAUGGGAAGAAGGAGACAUUAAAAGGCUUCAAUGUCACGUUCCAAGACACCAUCCUGUUCCCGGAGGGCGGCGGACAGCCAGAUGACCAUGGGUUCAUUGGAGACGUCCCCGUGUUGAGAGUGACCAGACAGGGCUCUGAUGCCAUCCACUUUGUGAGCUCGAGUGUGGAGCCCGGGCUAGAGCUGCUGCUCAGAGUGGACUGGGAUCGCAGGUUUGACCAUAUGCAGCAGCACUCAGGACAACACUUAAUCACAGCUUUGGCAGAUUCCAUGUUUGGAUUCAAGACCACAUCCUGGGAGUUGGGGCGCCAGAGAAGCACCAUAGAACUGGACACUCCGUGUGUGAAACCAGCCCAGCUCCAGGCUCUGGAGGAGGCGGUCAAUGAGAAGAUCCGAGCUCACGUCCCGGUCCAUGUGCAGCUCCUGUCCGUCGACGAUCCGGCCGUGGAGAAGGUGAGGAGCAGGGGGCUGCCAGAGGACCAUGCGGGGCCCAUCCGCAUCAUCGACAUGGAGGGAGUGGACGCUAACAUGUGCUGUGGGACGCAUGUGUCCAACCUGAGUCACCUGCAGGUGAUAAAACUACAGGGAACGGAGAAAGGAAAGAAAAACAAAACAAAUCUGAUAUUUCUGUGUGGUAACAGAGUUUUGAAGUAUGCUGAAAAAAGCUUCACGACAGAGCGUGCAUUGGUGUCUCUCUUAAAAACCGGACCUGAGGAACACGUCGAGGCCGUCGAUAAAAUACAGAAGUCUGUGAAGCUGCUUCAGAAGACAAACCUGGGCCUUCUUCGGGACAUGGCGGUGCUCAUCGCUCAAGACUUCAACAAAAGUUCAAACAGAAGCAACUUUUUCAGCUUUCAUAAGAAAGAGGGGGACAAUGAGUUUAUGAAUAUCAUCGCCAACGAAAUAAACACCGAGGAAACACUAGUUUUUCUGACAGUUGGAGAGGAGAAGGGACCGGGUCUGUUUUUACUGGCUGGACCCAGUGGACCAGUGGCUGAUUUAGGACCACGUGUUCUGGAGAUGCUGGAAGGGAAAGGAGCCGGGAAAAAGGGCCGUUUUCAGGGAAAAGCUCAGAGUCUGAGUCGAAGAGGAGACGUGGAGGCGUUCCUCCAGCAGCACUGUCAGUCACAAUAA